UGCGCAUGUGCAUUGGAUGAAAAUGCGCACAAAACAUUUUGUUUUUCAGACAGAUGGAAAGGCGACCACUUUUUAAUUUCAAUCCGGUGCAGUUGGAACUGAGAAGAAACGCGCCGAAGAUAUUGGUUUAAAAAGGAAACAAAACUUUAUUAUUAACAAAUUUAUGAACAAAAUAGUUUUUUUAAGAACAAUCAAACUUGUAAGAUACAUGGAUUUAAAUAAAUUAAAUGAUAUAUAAAGAUAUCCCUUUAAAUUUUAUUAUAUUAAAUAAAACCUAACAUUUGCGUAUUAAAGUUUAAUAAGUACCUUAAAAAAAAUCAUUUUUUUAAUUUUAAGAAUCUUGUACGUCGACUCGGUAUUGAUUUUUCAAGUGCCUUGUAUUCUCAAACAGUGUGUUUUCAAAAUAUUCCUAUUUUUUUAAAAGAAACCUUAAUCAACACGCUAUGAAGCGGUUUAGAAUAAAACGUAAGAAUGAAAAGUGGGUUUCCAAUAACCGAGUCUUGCUCGGUUCGUCUAAAAAAGAUCCGGGGCGUAAUCCUAACUUCGACACUGAGGAGACAAAACUACUCAUAUCGCUUUGGGGUGAUCCAACUGUUCAAAGGACACUAAUAACAACGCAUCGAAAACAUACUGUCAUUGCAAAAUUGGCAGAACAAAUGAAUGAAUAUGGAUAUAAUAGGUCUACAGAAGAAAUAAACACUCGAAUAAAAAACUUGAAAUGCUUUUACAAUCGAUUGAAAAAAGAUAUGGAUAUGGGUUCAAUAAAUGGAGUUACGUGGAAGCAUUUUGAAGCAAUGGAUGAAAUUAUGACUCGAUCUAUAUUUAGUGUAAGGCCAAAUGAGAUACCAAAACCAUCUCUUAAAUAUCAGAUGGAACAAGAGCUCGAAGAAAAAAGAAAGAAAUCAAGGAGUGAAAAUUCAAAGUCUUCGAAUAAGUGUCAAAUAUUUGAGGAAAAUAUAAGUUCUAGUCUGAGUUCCAAGGAAGAUAAUGAUGGGCAAAUAAUGAACAGCGAUGAAAGCAUGGAUUUCAUUGAUAAGACCGAUGCACUUUAUAAAGUUGAAGAUGGAGAUUGUUUUAAUACGUACAAAACUGAAAUCCAAGAUACGCCGUUAACUAUAGCCAAGGAGGAGCCGGUUGACGAUGAAGAUGUUCUCAUAACAGACGAUAGAGUCACAAAUACUGGGAAUCACGCUCCAAUCCUGAGUGAAUAUAUACAAAAAGUCAACCCAAGCACAGAACCAAAUUUUUCAAACUGUCCUAACACUGUUAUUGCGAACCCAAAUAGCUUAUUGAAAACGUCUCAACCUUCAAAGGCUGUACCUCAAUCAAUUGUUAUCGCAAAUAAAUCGCAAAAUGGAGCUUCACCACAAGGAAAGAUAUCGUUGGUCCCAACUAAUUUCUUACUUCAGCAAAAUAAGAAGCCCCAAAACCCGCAAAUACAAAUACGACCGCAGCCCCAACAAACAAUAAUCUGUGCUCAACCGAGUAACCAAACAAAUACAGCAGGAAUCGUUUCUUCUGCAAACAAUGGGAGAAUGAAAGUUUUAUUUGUGAAUGCAUUUCAAAACGGAAACGCUCAAAAUGUAUCGGCACCCAAAGAAUUUCCCGUAGCAACUCCAAGCUUAUUAAGUAGUUCAAACACAUAUCAAACAGAGCCUGGAAUUGCAAUGAAUUAUGAAGAGCACUCAAAGCAAAAGAGGAUAGAAGAAGCAGAUGUAAAUAUGAGGGAUCUUGGUUUUGAAUUGCUAAUCAAUAAAUUAAUCGAUUCACAAAAUGAAAAUAAUGAAAUUCAAAAAGAACGCUUGGAACUGGCACGACAGCGUCUAGAAUUCGAAAAAAUAAUGGCAAGCAAAUUAUUGGAAGCACUAGUAUCAUUAAAAGGAGUACAAACACAAGAAAAUACAACCAUUCCAAACAUAAAUGUAGAUGCCGAAGAUAUACCCAAGUCAACAAUACCAGAUAUUAUUGAUGAGUUUAAUAAUUAUCACUUGCUGACACCGAAGAUUGAGAAAAUUGACUAAAUACAGGCUUAAAAACUAAAUUAUAAUGUGAUAUUUGCAAGAAAUAUAAUUUUUUUGUAUAGCUACAUUUCAUGAAACUAAUAUAAAUAAAAGGAACAACUAAAUAUA
Messenger RNA from Episyrphus balteatus (marmalade hoverfly), 2129 nucleotides. RefSeq lists its product as uncharacterized. Lineage: Eukaryota; Metazoa; Arthropoda; Insecta; Diptera; Syrphidae. The transcript is spliced from 3 exons. Gene Ontology annotation, biological process: positive regulation of DNA-templated transcription. Gene Ontology annotation, cellular component: nuclear body. Bases 444 to 2021 code for a protein of 525 amino acids. The record is from RefSeq and is a predicted model, not a curated record.